Molecule: messenger RNA, 2813 nt
Organism: Aricia agestis (brown argus)
Lineage: Eukaryota; Metazoa; Arthropoda; Insecta; Lepidoptera; Lycaenidae
Product: pre-mRNA-splicing factor ISY1 homolog
Exons: 6
Coding region: 81-2789 (902 amino acids)
Biological process (GO): generation of catalytic spliceosome for second transesterification step; mRNA 3'-splice site recognition
Cellular component (GO): post-spliceosomal complex; post-mRNA release spliceosomal complex; catalytic step 2 spliceosome
Source: RefSeq, a predicted model, not a curated record
UCAAUUAGUUUUUUCAUGAACAAUAUAAUUCACAAAAUGUAAUUUUUUAAACAUUAAAUAAGAAUUUAAAUUGCACAAGUAUGGAAGAAGAGACAGCAAAUGUAUCUAAAUCACCAUCAAAGAGAUCAUCUCCAAUAUUAAGUAUACCAAAGGAUCCAGGUUUAUCCGGGAUAAUAGAAAAUUUGAAAUCAGCAUCGCCAACCCUUAGUGCUCAAUUUAAUAAUAAAUUAUCGAAAACACUAUCCAUCCCAGUCGCCACAUUAUCUGGCUCUCCAGAUAAAAGAUCUAUUGAUAUUCCUAUGCCAAAUGUGAGAAAUUCUGGCGGUCACUCUGCUCAAAGUAAUAAACUAGUAAAGGAUCAUUUGGAAGAGAUCAAAGGAGUCAAAUCACCUAGAAAGAAAUCUUCACCAGUCCCUAGUAUAACAAAGGAUCCAUAUGUUUAUGAAUUGAUGGAGAAUUUUGGAAUAGCUUCGCAACCACCGAGUUCUCAAUCCAAAAAAACCAAAUCACCUAGCAAACGAUCGCCAGUCACAGUAUCGCCAGGUUCUCCCACUAAAAGAUCUUUAAAUAUUUCCAUACCAAGUGUUAAAAGUUCAUCUGUUAAACAUGAUUCAAUUGGGAACACAAAUAAAAUAAAAGAAAACGAGAAAGCCUAUUUAGGCAAUGAAAAGUCUAAUGAAAUCAAUCUCCUAGAAUCGUUUUCCAAAAUUGAACCGAAAGGGAAAUUGAUAAACGACCAAGUCGAUGAACUAAAUAAAUCUUUAAAGGAACUGUCUAAAAACCUAGAAUCACCCCAGUCCCCCGCGCUACAAAGUAGCAUAAAAAAGAUAUCCGAUAUGAGCAAAACUUUGACGAACGAAGCCGAGGCGCUAAGGAAGUCUCUGAGAUUGUUAUCGAAGGACCUAAGUAUUGCCAAACAGGACCAAAACGAUGCUGACAGUCGUCCAUACCUUCUAUUCCUAAUCGAACUCAUCAUCAAUAGUAUCAACAUGAAAUGCGAAUGCUUCGAAGUCGAUUGUAUAAAUUUAGUGGUGACUGCAGAAUUUUUGGGGAAACCACCAAUAAUUCUAUACGACAACUCAUUUGAGGAGGAGGAUGACCUCAAACGACUGAACAUGGGCAAGUCGGCGCUUUUCGCAAUGACCUACGAGAGAAUACGUUCCAUUAAAGACUUCACCAUCAAAAUACAAGUGACGAAGCAGCCGCCUUGCUCGGACUGCGUAAUGAAAAUUGCCGAAGCAAAUUUAGAUUAUACUGAUGAGUUCAGAAAUUUGCGGGAAAAGUUGUGUACAAAAUGGUCUCAAGAGAAGUCGUCUGACAAUUUGUCGUGUACAACGUCGAUGCCACUAAAAAGGAAUCUGCACUACCUGAAACAUCGGGGAGAUGAUGAUUGCGAACCGAUAGGAGUAAUAGAAGUAUCGGUCAGAAUGUCUUUUCUUGGUGAGGAAAUCACAACAACUUUUUGUGGUUCCAAAGGCAAAGAAUCACCUUUGAGAAAGAAUGACGAUGGCGUUAGUCUAUGCACGUGCCAGGACGUGGAAAUGGACGUCCAGGGUAAUGUUUUGUUGAAUGAGGAUGUGCUGGUGAAGAAGAAGUACAAAGACGCUAAACCAGAAAACUGUAAUGUACCAAAUGAUCGUACGGCAAAUGUUGCCCGAGAUGACACUCCAAGAUACAACGAAAUAUAUACCAAAAUGAACGAAAACGAAUUGAAAAUAAGAGUUCCAAAAACGAAGCAUUCGGAAAGAACUGCUAGAUAUGAUAAGAUACAUGAGCUUUGUGAAUGUGAAAGUACGGCAUACAACACGAGCGAUCAGAUACAGUUUCAACUUCCGAAAGACCUACAACAAGGCACAAAUAACACAUACACAUCUGAUAUCAAAUAUACUUACAACGCUUGUGAUAUAUCUAAGGACAGAAGAAUUGUUAAUGUCACACCCACAAACUGUCCAGUCCCUGUAGAUAUGCGCAAAGUUGUACAUCCUCUUAAAGAUGUUUUCAUCCUUAAAAUUGGCAAAAAGCUGGAAACUGCAGACAAAAAGACCGACCUUGAAAUAGAACUGGUCACUCCUAAAGGCCCAACGAAAGCUAUUGAGAAUGUUUCGCAGCAAUGUAGUUCGAGCUUGCUAUCGGGCGCUGCGGGAUCGCAAAAAUUAAAAAAAUCUAAGAAAGGAAAGAAAACCGGUCUCGGCGAAUUUAGAAUACGAGAUUUGAACGACGAAAUAAACAAGCUGAUGCGUGAAAAGCGGCACUGGGAAGUACAGAUUAAAGCGCUGGGCGGGCCCGACCACGCCCGCGUCGGUCCAAAAAUGCUCGACCAAGACGGCAAAGAGGUGCCCGGUAACCGCGGAUACAAGUACUUCGGUGCUGCGAAAGAUUUGCCAGGUGUCCGCGAGUUGUUCGAGCAGGAGCCGCCGGCGCCGCCGCGGCGGACGCGCGCGGACCUCAUGCGCGACGUCGACGCGGACUACUACGGGUACCGCGACGAUGAUGACGGCCUGCUCAUCCCCCUCGAACGAGAGGCCGAGAAGGAAGCAAUAGCGAGAGCAGUAGACGAGUGGAAGAGAAACAAAGAGGAUAAUGGUGAACAAGACAUUCCAGAAGAAGAAAACAUUUACCCAGAAGACCCUGAUGACAAGAGAAUAGAAGACGAAGACGGUUCGUCCUCUAUCACAGCUCACGUGGCGGUGCCCUCGCAGAAGGACAUAGAAGAAGCCCUGCUCAGAAAGAAGAAACAAGAGUUACUGGAGAGAUAUGGAUGUUUAGAUGUUAAAAUAGAAGAGAGCUAGCCCAAUACAAUUUUACGAUUUCAA